Messenger RNA from Dalotia coriaria, 1178 nucleotides. RefSeq lists its product as uncharacterized. The record is from RefSeq and is a predicted model, not a curated record. NCBI's taxonomy places the organism in Eukaryota, Metazoa, Arthropoda, Insecta, Coleoptera, Staphylinidae. The transcript is spliced from 2 exons. The coding region runs from base 398 to 1129 and encodes 243 amino acids.
AAUUUAUAGUCAAAUUGUGGAAUCAAUUGUAAAGAAUGAUGUUAAUUAAUUAAAGUUGGACAUGUACAACUAAUAGUGACUUUGUAUAUAAUUUAAUUUGGGGAAUGUCAACUUCAACAUUGAGUACAUGUUGAACAAGAAUUAAUUUGAUUUUUUUAUAAUUUACACAUCCAUUUAUAUCCUAUAUUCAUAUUGUUACAGAACAUAACAUAAAUGAUACAUUUAGAGCCCCCGCACACUACAAACUUUUUAUCGGCCGAUAUUUUGAUCGGGUUGGGCUGUGAGCGCGCACACUACGCCAACUAAACAGUUGGGUUUGUGGUGAGUGCGCACACUAGACAACAGUCGGCCGACUACUUUUACUUUGUCAGCUACCGUUGAAGAGAGCGGUCGCAUAAUGAAAGUUAAUAGUAAUACAAUAUUGUCCAGAAAUAUUAUUAUCAUUGCUCUGAUACAACGGAGGAGAAAAAUCAAGAGGAGAGUCCGAGAGUUUUGGGUGCAUCCCAUCCACAGUGAUAGGUUAUUAAAUGGAAAAUUUUACACGAUGCAUUCAAAACUACUGGAUUUCCCGAAAAAUUUUUUCACAUUUUAUCGGAUGACCAUAACUAGCUUCAUACCUGUGGAGGAGAGAUUGAGCGUCACUAUUCGAUAUUUGGCUACUGGAGCAAGUUUCAAUACGUUGUCCUUUGAUUAUCUAAUGGGAGCUUCAACCAUUCGAAAUAUUACGAAAACUACAUGUGAGCAAAUAUGGAACAUACUCCAACCGCUGUAUAUGCCCAUAAAACAACAUGAUGACUGGAUUAAAAUUGCGGACGAGUUCUAUAGUCGUACAAAUUUUCCAAAUAUUAUUGGGGCAAUAGAUGGCAAGCACAUACGGAUGAUGCAGCCAGAACAUUCCGGAUCGUCAUAUUUUAACUACAAAAAGUUCUUUUCUUGUGUGUUAAUGGCUUGGACUGACGCAGAUUAUAAAUUUGUAUACAUUGAUGUUGGUUCUUAUGGAACGGCUAGUGAUUCAGAAAUAUUUAAAACAUCUGAAAUGGGUAAACGACUUUCCGAGAACCGAUUAAAUAUUCCCUCCGGCAGGUAUUUGCCCAAUUAUGAUGAUGAACAUGUUUAUGUAAGUAAAUAAAUAAAAAUGUAUACCUAAAUAUUAAAAUAAAACUUUGUUUUCAAAGCAA